AGAAAACGAGAGAGACAAGAUCAAAAAAGAAAUUCACCACCAACUUAUCAGAAAGGAAAAAAUGCAGCAGCGAGAGGUAGAGGGAGAGGGAGAGGGAGAGGUAGAGGUAGAGGGAGAGGGAGAGCGAGGAAAAGAAGUGAGGAAAGAAGCAAAGGAGAGCAUGACAGAGAGGCUCUCUUCAUUGGAGAACCUCUAUUUCCCUCGCGCUUUACAAUCUCACGCCACUAAUCCCUCUCAACGCAAGUCUCUCCUCCUCGACCUCCUCUCUCGCGACGCCGCCGUUUUCUUAGAGAGGUACGGAGCGCAAUUGAACUCUGAGGAGCUACGGGAAUUUGAUAUCCUAAAUUAUGACUAUGAGAUAAACUGGCACCUUAAAAAUAUUAGAACCAAGAUGAGUCCUACUUCGGAGGAAUUGAAGUCCAGGUCUGUGACCGUGAAGAACCGCAGGUUGGCUUACUUGGAUAAACUCGUACUUGAUGGGAAAUAUUUCUCAGAGGAUGCCAUGAGGGAGAGAGAGCCGUAUUUGCAUCAUGAGUUUGUUGGCAAGUUUCAGGAUCCAAGCGCUAGGGGAAUGGCCAGGCCUGGAGAGAGGUGGUCGGAGACUUUGAUGAGGAGGUGUGAGGAAGCCAUUUUGGUUUCCAAGAUUAGGGAGGAGCAGCAGAGGUUGGGCGUGGAUGAGAUGGAAUGGGUGGGUAAUGAGAGGAACCAACAGCAACAAGAGGAGGAGGAGGAGGAGGAGGAGGAACACGAUGUUGAAGAGGGGAAUGAAGAAGCAAAGAAAGUUAACGGCGGUGUGAGUUCCACUGAGAUGUCCGAAGACAGCAAGCUUGCUCAAUCUAGUAAAGCAGAGCAUGAUGAGGCAGCAACUUUAUCGGCAGAAGAGAUGGGAGAUAUGAUGGGCCAGUUUACCUAUAUCAUGCACCAGAAGUUCCUUGCCGGGGAAGAUCACCAGCAUUUAGAUUACUCAAAAAUAGAUGAUGACGUGACCUUGGAUGAUCACUGGCUGAGGGAAGCGAACCAUGAUGCUGAGGAUAAGUAUUUUGCUGAAGAUGAAGAGGAUGGCUACGAUGAUUUUGUGGAACCGCACUAACUCCGUCGCUGCUGCUUUUUUUUUGUUUUGUAUAUAUAGUUAAUAGCCUUUGUUUGCUGAAUUUACUUUUGUACAUAUAUACUCAAUAUUUGCUUCUGGGGUCUAAUGCCCAUUUUGUCUGA
Populus nigra (black poplar) is the source of this 1212-nucleotide messenger RNA. RefSeq lists its product as uncharacterized. The record is from RefSeq and is a predicted model, not a curated record. The coding region runs from base 62 to 1090 and encodes 342 amino acids. NCBI's taxonomy places the organism in Eukaryota, Viridiplantae, Streptophyta, Magnoliopsida, Malpighiales, Salicaceae. The transcript has 3 exons.